CAAUGGUAGAUGUGGCGAGAUUGUGUGUCUUUUUGUCCGUUGUUUCAAUGGCUCAGUCUUAUUUCUUUGGAAAGUCAGAGUCCUUUCCCUCUCUAGUUCUUCUGUCUUGUAGUUUGUACAAUGUAGUGUGUUUGCACGUACAUCCAGUAGCUAACCUUUCGCUGACUGCUCUGGCUUUGUUGUACCGCUAGUGUAUGCUACCACUGGAGAUUUCCUGCAGCUCUGCCUGUCUGCCUCUUGUUGUCUAUUUUACUCGUUUUGACCCGAACAAUAGCCGCUAUAGCUAGCUGGCAAGUAAGUAUAGGGCACGAGCUCUCUAUUCUUGAAAAUGGCCGAGGAAAGCCCGGCAUAUGUGAAUAGACGGCGAAAGGAUGAUCCAGGACAUAUUGUAACAUUGUUUCUCAAGCAAGACUUGUUGGAAGACCUCCGACGCCUGCGAACAGAUGCAGAUGAUUUGACAUGGAAUAUGCUGGCAGAGGAAAUCGCAGCUGCCCUGAUGAUAUCACCGAUUGACGUUGUGAUAUGGGAUCUUCUAGAGGGCAACGAUUCACUGGAAAUUAGCAUCCCGGCAAGAGCAGAGCACCAGCUCUACAAGUUUCUACUACCGCAGCCAUGCGAAAGCCUUCGGAAAAUCGGCAUAAUCGGUGCAGAAUUUGGCGAACAGAACAAUGCAGUAGAGGCUCUUGACAACUUGAGAGAAGAGUUCGGGAGGUCCGACUCUGAGCUAGUCUGUAUCUAUCUCUCAGACAGGUCCAUGGCUCACUUUCUUCCGCACAGAAAGGCACGACUGGCGCUCAUUGGUGGAGCUAUGUAUAACGAGCGCCAAGCACCAGCUUCAGCUACUGAUAAAUACCGUUUACUUCGUUGUGUUCCAUACAAACAUGGGAUUCGUCUAAUCUUACUGGUCGAGCAGGAGGCACACCGGCGUCUUUGCACUGCCCUUGCAGACAACUACCGCAGUGUUGCAAGUACCGGCGUAAUACGAGCAGUUGUGAGAGGAGUGAAGGCCGUCGCACUGGGGAUGAAUGAUGUUAAGAAAGAAAAUGAUGUGAAGAAAUCUCGUGACCCAGAUAAGCCAUUACCGACACCGGACAAACCAGACCAGGAGCACGAGACCUGGCUUUCAUGGGUCCAUCUGAAGCGGAAGCGAGGCAUUCAUCGUGGGCCAUCCAUCUAUUUGGUCCGUGGAAAAGACAAGGGAAAGGCAGCUUGGCACUAUGUGCAUGUCAACGACUCCUUGCUGAGUGAAUUCCUGGAGAAGACACGUGGUGGGUCUCUUGACGUAGCGGACUAUGGAGAGGUGCUUGCAUCCGGGUGGGGGGAAGACCCUCCUCAGGACCUUGCCGAUAGCAUUGACAGAGACUAUGCGUAAACUAGGAAAUUGGGCUUCGCAUGGUGUUGUGGCAUGUCAUCUCCUCCAUCAGAAUUAUUCGUCCCGCAUGUUUCUUUUCUCUCCACGCACACAAUUUAGAGUAUUCUUCGAGAGCGAGAGAGAGGGUGGGUGUGCUAGUUUUAUGGCUUCGUAUCAGUAAUUGUAAAAACAAUGUCAAGACAUCUCUUCUGCUAUUGACCGUACCUGGCAGAGAAUAUAGAAGUCUUGCAUACUAUUUUAUCGGUAUUUGCCUACUUCACGCAAAGAAUUGUUUCGUUAUAUUUAUAUUUGUUAUUGAGAGUAUUCGGCUCUAUGGCGUCAUGUAGCUACUUAGUAGCCUAGCUGACAGUGGUAAUGUUAAAAUAAUUGCAUAUGCUGUCCCCCUUGAAUUCGGCGGAUUGCAGAUUUCCGCAGAAUCCAGUAGUGUCCGCAAAAUUUAGAAAAUCCCGUGAAACCGCUGCUAGUCCUGAAAUCUAUACAGUCGCCGCAUUCAUACACAGCUUUCCAUACAGCGCUUUUGCAUAGCACUACAAAAUCCAUCAACAUUUCUCCUGGCAUAAAUACCGGCAUGGCCAAUAGCAUCCUCAUGUUGCCUGAAGAUUGCGUAAGCAUGAAACUCAGAGUAGCGACAAACUAGCUUCACCCUUGUUGUUCUGUGUAUAAGUGGAAAUGUAUAUUUAUUCCCGUAGCUAUGCAAAAGACGAUACUUCAGUAACAUCUGGUGCUAGCCAGGGUCCACACA
Messenger RNA from Sycon ciliatum, 2114 nucleotides. RefSeq lists its product as uncharacterized. The coding region runs from base 329 to 1372 and encodes 347 amino acids. The record is from RefSeq and is a predicted model, not a curated record. NCBI's taxonomy places the organism in Eukaryota, Metazoa, Porifera, Calcarea, Leucosolenida, Sycettidae. The transcript is spliced from 6 exons.